CCUUCUCGCCUUCUUCUCUCUCUGUCCUUCCAGGGUUUCUUUUCUUUUCUUUUCUUUUUUUCUUUUUCUUUUCUUUUUUCUUUUUUCCCUUUUUAUUUCCGUUUUAUUUUUCCUCUUCCCCCCCCUUCCCAUUUUUUCCCCUUUUUCAAGCCCUAAUAUUCAACUCCUUACCUAUUAAUUUAUCCGAUAUUUAGCUAAUCUAUUAUAUUCUCGGAAAAAUAAAUUAAAAAAAGGAAGAUGCAGCAGCAGAGGCUGAAGCAGCAGCAGCAGCAGCAACAACAAGCAUUGAUGCAGCAAUCUCUCUACCACCCGGGUCUUUUAGCUCAUACUCAGAUAGAGCCUAUAUUGAGUGGAAAUCUGCCUCCAAGAUUUGAUUCAAGUACAUGCCGCAGUGUAUAUGUUGGGAAUAUCCACCCACAAGUGACAGAACCACUUCUUCAAGAGGUUUUCUCUAGUACUGGUCCUCUUGAAGGUUGCAAGCUCAUCAGAAAGGAGAAGUCAUCCUAUGGUUUUGUGGAUUACUUUGACCGAAGAUCAGCUGCACUUGCUAUUGUGACUCUUAAUGGGCGACAUCUAUUUGGACAACCUAUAAAAGUUAACUGGGCAUAUGCCAGCGCUCAGAGGGAGGACACGUCAAAUCACUUCAACAUUUUUGUUGGCGACCUUAGUCCAGAGGUUACAGAUUCCACAUUGUUUGCUUGCUUUUCUGUCUAUCCUAGCUGCUCAGAUGCAAGAGUUAUGUGGGAUCAAAAGACUGGUCGUUCAAGAGGUUUUGGAUUUGUUUCUUUCCGUAGCCAGCAGGAAGCCCAAAGUGCUAUAAAUGAUUUGAAUGGGAAGUGGCUUGGGAGCAGACAAAUACGCUGCAACUGGGCAGCAAAAGGUGCUGCUAACGGUGAUGACAAGCAGAGCUUAGAUGCAAAAAGUGUGGUGGAACUUACAAAUGGAACAUCAGAUGGUCAAGAGAAGAGUGGCGAAGAUGCUCCAGAAAAUAAUCCCCAAUAUACCACUGUUUAUGUUGGCAAUCUUGCCCCAGAAGUGACAUCGGUGGAUCUCCAUCGUCAUUUCCACUCUCUUGGAGCUGGAGUGAUCGAAGAUGUCCGUGUUCAACGAGACAAGGGUUUUGGUUUUGUGAGAUUCAGCAACCAUGCCGAAGCUGCUCGUGCUAUUCAGUUGGGAAAUGCAUGUAUUCUGUUUGGCAAGCCAAUCAAGUGCUCCUGGGGUAGCAAGCCUACUCCUCCUGGGACUAGUUCCACUCCUCUACCCCCGCCAGCUGUAGCGCACAUGCCAGGAUUUUCAGCCACGGAUCUUGCAGCCUACGAGCGACAAAUUGCUUUGAGUAAAAUGGCUGGUGCACAAGCUUUGAUGCAUCCCCAGGGUCAGAGAAUUGGAGCUGCUAGCCAGGCAAUCUAUGAUGGUGGAUAUCCGGGUAUUGCUACCACCCAGCCACCUAUAUAUUAUCAGUAACAAACCAAAAGAAAUUCCUGCAAAUGAUUUCUAGGCAGGUAUUGAGUGUGUUGAUUAUACCUGGCUUGCUUUCUCUGCCUUAAUCUUUUGCUUCCAGUUUGUUGGAUCACCAUAUCUUACAGCAAUGUGUAUGAAUAUGUAGCCUGUAUCUUAUUUUGGGGAUAAUAGAUUCUGUGAGACUUGUCCGUUGGGGAUUUAAUGAUCUUAUUAACUUUGGAUGUUUUUUCUUUAGUUGCGUAUUAAAUGACCAUUCUUUAUUUUGCCUUAGAGGCAACCUUCGUGGACAA
Molecule: messenger RNA, 1751 nt
Organism: Coffea eugenioides
Lineage: Eukaryota; Viridiplantae; Streptophyta; Magnoliopsida; Gentianales; Rubiaceae
Product: oligouridylate-binding protein 1
Exons: 12
Coding region: 238-1464 (408 amino acids)
Cellular component (GO): cytosol
Molecular function (GO): mRNA binding
Source: RefSeq, a predicted model, not a curated record